AUCAAGCCUAUGAAGUGGAAAGAAACAAGAUGGCCGUUAGCUGUUUUUGUUUUGACCUCCGAAAGGGUACUAUUAUCAUUUCAUGUAUUUUAAUUUUUUUCAACUUGUUUUUAAUCCUUCAAGUGAUAAUAAAUCCAAAAACAGAAUUUCUUGAUAAAUUAGAAUAUGAUUCAAUGAAAAUGCAAGAAUCAUCAUUAUUUUAUCUACUUGUGACACUAGUAAAUGUUAUAUAUGCCACAACUUUGUGGGGUGCAAUAAAGAAAAAAGCAUCUAACCUAGUCGCAUUUUUAAUAUUGACUGGAUGUUUUGCAGUCUAUUGUAUACUUUCAAUAUUCCUGGAGUUUUUCAGGGAUAACCAACCAACAAGAGAUAUCAAAGUUGAAGUAAUUUCUGGGAUAAUGACCUUUUUUCUCUGGACAUUCUUAUUUAUUUUUGUAUAUAAAUUUUAUAAACAAUUACGAAACAAUGAAAGUGGAAGUGUUCUCAGUCCGCCAAUCGCUUCUCCAGAUAGCAAUGGACACGCACUAGUUUAA
Molecule: messenger RNA, 533 nt
Organism: Aphidius gifuensis
Lineage: Eukaryota; Metazoa; Arthropoda; Insecta; Hymenoptera; Braconidae
Exons: 5
Coding region: 30-533 (167 amino acids)
Source: RefSeq, a predicted model, not a curated record